AUGGAGGACAGGACAUUAGGGGAUGGAGGACAGGAGGACAUUGGGGAUGGAGGACAGGAGGACAUAGGGGGAUGGAGGACAGGAGGACAUUGGGGGAUGGAGGACAGGAGGACAUUGGGGAUGGAGGACAGGACAUUGGGGGAUGGAGGACAGGAGGACAUUGGGGGAUGGAGGACAGGAGGACAUUGGGGGAUGGAGGACAGGAGGACAUUGGUGGAUGGAGGACAGGAGGACAUUGGGGGAUGGAGGACAGGAGGACAUUGGGGAUGGAGGACAGGUGGACAUUGGGGGAUGGAGGACAGGAGGACAUUGGUGGAUGGAGGACAGGAGGACAUUAGGGGAUGGAGGACAUUAGGGGAUGGAGGACAGGAGGACAUUGGGGGAUGGAGGACAGGACAUUGGGGGAUGGAGGACAGGAGGACAUUGGGGGAUGGAGGACAGGAGGACAUUAGGGGAUGGAGGACAGGAGGACAUUGGGGGAUGGAGGACAGGAGGACAUUGGGGGAUGGAGGACAUUAG
Messenger RNA from Physella acuta, 519 nucleotides. RefSeq names its product putative PE-PGRS family protein PE_PGRS20. Lineage: Eukaryota; Metazoa; Mollusca; Gastropoda; Physidae. The record is from RefSeq and is a predicted model, not a curated record.